Messenger RNA from Conger conger (European conger), 593 nucleotides. It is a transcript of the gene ndufb2, whose product is annotated as NADH:ubiquinone oxidoreductase subunit B2. The transcript has 4 exons. The record is from RefSeq and is a predicted model, not a curated record. The coding region runs from base 104 to 439 and encodes 111 amino acids. Gene Ontology annotation, cellular component: mitochondrial inner membrane. NCBI's taxonomy places the organism in Eukaryota, Metazoa, Chordata, Actinopteri, Anguilliformes, Congridae.
UAGUGGCUAGCACGGCCCAGUUCAUUUUGGUUGAGGGAAGGUGACAUUUGUGGUAUAUGCUAUGGUAUGUGAAAGUGGGGGAAAGGAACGGUAAAUAAACAACAUGUCUUCUCUGGGAAGAACUGUGGGAGUGUUCCGAUCCGGAAUGCGGCUUCUACGACGGGGCCCUCAGAAAAUUGUCGUCAGAAAAGCUGGCGGUGGCCCGCACAUUGAGCCCCAGUACAGGCAGUUUCCUCAGAUCACCAAGAAUCAGCUGUUCCAGGCAGAGCUGCUCAGUAGCGCCAUGUGGUUCUGGAUCCUGUGGCACUUCUGGCAUGAACCUGAUGCAGUAUUCGGCCACUUCCCCUGGCCUGAUACCUCUCAGUGGACUGAUGAAGAGCUGGGCAUCCCACCACUUGGCGAGGGGGAGGAAGAGGUGGAGGAGGAUGAAGAUGACUGACUGACUAGAGAGACGCACUAACUUGUGACCCUGUUUUGAGGCUGUUCCUCAGUGUGCUGGGCUACUGCUGAGGAGUUGGACCCACGUCUUCAGUUGGAUGAGCUGAAAGACUUCAGCAUUGUACAUAGAGCAAUAAAGUAAACUUCUGUCUGUC